ACCUUUCAACUUCUAACUUACGCAAUACGAGAGAACCUCUCAACAUUUCCCAGGAAAGUCACAAUACCAGAAGCUACUUUUUGCAAGAAAGAAUCUUAACCAUUUUAGUCUUUACGCCUAACGGUUCCAUUUAUAGCUACAAUCAAAUCUAUGGCUUGUAGCCCACCAUCUUCACAGACAUCUCAAUAUGGCUUUUUCAGAUAAUAGGGUUUUCUUUUCCAGAUCAACGUUUCAAGUACUGAUGGUGUUAGCCGCUUUAAAAAAGGCUGGGUAAAUACACCGAUCUGGCCAGUAAAUCGUUUCUAUUUUGGUUUAGUUGUUCUUGUCGCUUUUCUGCAACAGAUGAAUAAAAUCUAUUAGUUUUUAUAUGUUUAAUUCAUAGAUAUGUCUAGUUUGUGGGAGUCCCACGAGUGCAUUUCCGCCCGCACUUGCAGCCUCCCCCUACUCGCACUCGGUCAUCAAAUCGUUGGGAGAGCACGUCUCUCUAGAUCAAGGGCCCGGCCCAAGGAUGUCGGGAUAUGUGUUUGUUGGAAUGUAGAAACAGUCGAGAUUUCUGUCUGUUCGAGAAGUCGAGUGGAUCUCAUGCAGAUGACGACUAUGUGAUCCGCCUUCAACGAGAUACACAUUGCCUUCAACGCAGAAAACCGAAACCGAAACUUAAACACUUACUGGAACUAACACUCCGAUAAGACGCUAUUCGUCUCAAACCGUCCCGCAGAGCUCAAGAUGGUAUCGGAUCAAUAUCCGUGCAAAAUUAUUUGUGUAUUGUGCGAGAAGUCAGACGAAGACGAAAUCACCGGACCUCUCUCAUCCAAAGAGAAAAUCUCUGCACACCAGAACUGUUUAUUGUUUGCAUCAGGGAUCUACUGUAAGAACUCGCCGACCUAUGACGACCUGUUUGGAUUUGCAGUAGAAGAUGUAAUAGAAGAGAGGAGGAGAGGAAAAAAACUAACUUGCCACCACUGCAAGAAACGGGGAGCUACUGCAGGAUGUGAUCUAAAGCGUUGUAAGCACUCGUACCAUUAUCCCUGCGCCAUUGAGGCCCGUGCCAGAGCCAUUGAAAACUAUGAUGAAGGCACAUAUAAACUGUACUGUGAAACACAUGAUCCAGACCUCAAAGAAACAAGUUUAGUAAGUUUGCAAGGGGCCUCAACGUCUGGUCUCUCAGGCUCUAAGAGACGAAGAUCGGCAGACAGUCAUGGACCAAGGCCUGACAGGGGUGAAUCUAAUUCAUCUACAGGGUCAGAAGCGAGUUUGUCCCGAAAGAAAAAUAAGGAAGACGUUGAUCCCGUGUUUGCUCCAGUAGAGUCAGACGAAGAAGAGUGUACACCUCCAAAACAACACAAUCAGUCAACCCCUGACCCUAAAUGUGAAGGGCCACGUAAAGAACUGAGUCCAUCAGUUACAGGUUCAUUAAAUAGGGCCUUAACGUCUGAUCAGAAGGCUAGUGGAUCAGCAAACAAUCUAGGAGAUUUACAUGGCUCGAGCGUAUCUUAUUCACAAACAUGGUUACCAGAAGUGGAAACACCCAGAAGGAAAAAGAUAAAAUUCCUUCAAUAUUUAGAUGAUGAUGAAAGUCCCAACGACACUGACCCUGUAGCAGUUCCUGUAGUGAUCGAUCUGGAGAAGCCCAAUCAGUCCCCUCCUGUGCCUGAAAAACCUCCAAAGAAUCACUUUGUCUGCAGGCCCUGUGAAAAACUCAACCCAUCAACCACAGGAGCGGAUGACAGUGACACUGACAUUGACUCGGAAGAUUCUCAGAGUUUGUUACCAUCAAAAAUGAAUCACACCACUGUUCCAUUUACCAUUAUUAUAGACUCGGGACCCUCAGCAGAAUCAGAGUACAGUCUAGAACUUGGUUCACCUGCCCCAGAGGCUGUUUGCUCCUCACCUGGGUUUGUCGCAGCCCCUGAACAUGAGGAAACACCAUCCACAAUUAGAACCUCUCAGGUGCCCAAAGCUCCAACUGACACAGUUUCACCAGGUAUUGCUACGCCAGAACAGCACCAUGACAGCAAAGGUCAGCCAGGGUCAUCUCGGCAUUCAAGGCCAGACUUCAACAUUGAGGAUCUACCAGAACCUUCUCCGGCUGGGGUGUCUACAUUACUAGAUCGAGCCACUACGUCAGAUGCUUGUGAUGUAAACGGCACAAGAAGCACUCAGUCCAAUGCGGUCAUAUUCUGGACUAGAUGCAAUCAGGCCGGGUGGACUGAAAAAAUCUUCUCAGAGCUUGUCUCUCAGCUGGAAAGCUUAGGAGAAAGAGUACAUUCACAGGAAGCCAGCCACCAGGACUAUGAUGUUGCUCUCAAACUACUGGAGGUAUCUGGACGUCUACCUUGCAUUAUUACUCAGCUGGAACAAGACUUGGAGGAGCAGGAACGGGAUUUGCAGAGGAAAAAAGCAGCACUGAGGGAUGCCAGAGCUGCACUGGGUUUAAUAUAAUAAUAUAAUCUACUCUAUAGUAGUAUUAAUAUCUUUUUCAGUUGUUGUUUUUUAGGCCUACUUUUAUAUGAUAUGAUAUAAUACAACAAAGCUGCUCCAAGCAGUCAGUCCUUUUAUACCUUUUUUAAGUGAUGUCACUGUUCAUACAGUAUGUGUACAAAAAUCUAAUCUUUGGUUUAGUUGGUUUUUAAAUGUUUACAUCGAUGGAAUAAAUCUCAUGAAACAUACCUGAUAUAU
Molecule: messenger RNA, 2679 nt
Organism: Pimephales promelas (fathead minnow)
Lineage: Eukaryota; Metazoa; Chordata; Actinopteri; Cypriniformes; Leuciscidae
Gene: phf11
Product: PHD finger protein 11
Cellular component (GO): nucleus
Source: RefSeq, a predicted model, not a curated record